GGGCGGGCGACGCGCGCUCUCGUGGCCUGCUGUCCGGCGGCGCCGACUGAAGGCCCGCAUCCACUGCCGACAUGCUACGCCGCGUUCUCCUCUGCCUGGCCCUGGCCGCUCUGGCCCGCACGGGUGCCGACGCCCCCGACGAGGAGGACCACGUCCUGGUGCUCCACAAGGGCAACUUCGAGGAGGCGCUGGCGGCCCACAAGUACCUGCUGGUGGAGUUCUAUGCCCCUUGGUGUGGCCACUGCAAGGCCCUGGCUCCUGAGUAUGCCAAAGCAGCUGGAAAAUUGAAGGCAGAAGGUUCUGAGAUCAGACUGGCAAAGGUAGAUGCCACUGAAGAGUCAGAUCUGGCCCAGCAGUAUGGUGUCCGGGGCUACCCUACAAUCAAGUUCUUCAAGAAUGGAGACACGGCUUCCCCCAAAGAAUACACAGCUGGCCGGGAAGCUGACGACAUCGUGAGCUGGCUGAAGAAGCGCACGGGCCCCGCAGCCACCACGUUGCCUGAUGAGGCCGCUGCGGAGGCUCUGGUGGAGUCCAGUGAGGUGGCGGUCAUCGGCUUCUUCAAGGACGUGGAGUCGGACACUGCCAAACAGUUCUUGCUGGCAGCAGAGGCCAUCGAUGACAUACCCUUCGGGAUCACCUCCAACAGUGAUGUGUUCUCCAAGUACCAUCUGGACGCGGAUGGGGUUGUCCUCUUUAAGAAGUUUGACGAAGGCCGGAACAGCUUUGAGGGGGAGAUCAGCAAAGAGAAGCUGCUGGACUUCAUCAAGCAUAACCAGCUGCCCCUGGUCAUCGAGUUCACUGAGCAGACAGCCCCAAAGAUUUUUGGAGGAGAAAUCAAGACACACAUCCUGCUGUUCCUGCCAAAGAGUGUGUCUGACUAUGACAGCAAACUGAGCAGCUUCAAGAAGGCCGCUGGGAGCUUCAAGGGCAAGAUCCUGUUUAUCUUCAUCGACAGCGACCACACAGACAACCAGCGUAUCCUCGAGUUCUUUGGCCUACGGAAGGAGGAGUGCCCUGCCGUGCGUCUCAUCACCCUGGAGGAGGAGAUGACCAAGUACAAGCCCGAGUCGGACGAGCUGACAGCGGACGGGAUCACCGAGUUUUGCCGCCAGUUCCUGGAGGGCAAGAUCAAGCCCCACCUGAUGAGCCAGGAGCUGCCUGAGGACUGGGACAAGCAGCCUGUCAAAGUGCUAGUUGGGGAGAACUUUGAAGAGGUUGCUUUUGAUGAGAAAAAGAAUGUGUUCGUGGAAUUCUACGCCCCGUGGUGUGGUCACUGCAAACAGCUGGCUCCCAUUUGGGACAAGCUGGGAGAGACGUACAAAGACCAUGCUGAUGUCAUCAUUGCCAAGAUGGACUCGACAGCCAACGAGGUGGAGGCGGUCCGCGUGCACAGCUUCCCCACGCUCAAGUUCUUCCCUGCCGGCGCGGGCAGAACGGUCAUCGACUACAAUGGGGAGCGGACGCUAGACGGCUUUAAGAAGUUCCUGGAGAGCGGUGGCCAGGACGGGGCAGGGGAGGAUGAUGACCUAGAAGACCUGGAAGAAGCGGAGGAGCCCGACCUGGAGGAGGAGGAUGACCAUAAAGCUGUGAAGGAUGAGCUGUGAGGCGGACGGCCUGGGUGCCCCAGACCCACCCGGCAGCUCGGCCCCAGGGCCGCGAACCCUCCCCGGAGGAGGCGCGUCGAUCGGAAAUGCAGGGAAUUUUCUGAAGCAACACUGCAUUCCAACACACUUGUCAAUUCAAACCCGUCUUUUCCUUUUUCUUUUCAGUUUUUGGAAAGGGAUUUCUCUCCAGGCCAGCCUCGUCUUGAUGGGCCUGUUUUAUAAUUGUGAUGUACUUUUUCAUACGGGGUUUUGUUUGGAGUGCUUGCAAAAAUGUUUGGGAAUCUCACACUGGCAGUAUCUCCUUUCUGUUAGGUUUGUACUCUCUCUUUAAAAGAAUUCCAUCUGUGGGAUUUUUAAACAUUUUUGGAUGUCAGGGUAUCUGUACUGGCUUGGCUAGGCCUCCCCGGAGUCUCCUGUCCCUGUGUGGGGAGGGAUGAGCCAGGCUGGAUGGGUCACUUUCACCUGUGCCAGAGUUGCCACAGCUGAGUGUGGCUCUCGCCUUGUCUGGUUAAAUGGAGACUCAGGGUCUCUGUCGCAAGGGGGCACAGCGGGUGCCACUGGGGUGUGCCUGGGCAGCUCUCCGCUGCCCCGAGCAGGGCUCCUCAUUGCUCUGUGACUUCAGGGUGGCCUGAGGCCUGCAGCAGGCAGAACCAGAGCCCCCCCACAUCCAGGCUGUGAGACGGCCGAGGGUGCUUGAGCCAAAUCAGAUGUGACGGUUCUGCAGUCAUUUCUGCCACAACAUUGGAAUUGAACACAUUGGCCAAAUAAAGUUGGAAUUUUACCACCUCU
Messenger RNA from Manis pentadactyla (Chinese pangolin), 2393 nucleotides. RefSeq names its product prolyl 4-hydroxylase subunit beta (gene P4HB). The record is from RefSeq and is a predicted model, not a curated record. Gene Ontology annotation, molecular function: protein disulfide isomerase activity. NCBI's taxonomy places the organism in Eukaryota, Metazoa, Chordata, Mammalia, Pholidota, Manidae. The transcript is spliced from 11 exons. The coding region runs from base 72 to 1604 and encodes 510 amino acids. Gene Ontology annotation, cellular component: endoplasmic reticulum; external side of plasma membrane. Gene Ontology annotation, biological process: response to endoplasmic reticulum stress; protein folding.